AUGGCGGUUCUGAGUGAAACGGAAAAUCCGUCGUUCGGUGGUACUCUUGCAAUACUCCUUGGCGGUUGCGUUUUGGUGUAUUAUGCUGCCAUCGUAGUAUACCGGCUUUACUUCCAUCCCCUGGCGAAAUAUCCAGGACCUUUCUUAGCACGAAUAUCUCCAAUUCCGAUCACAAUCAGCCUUCUCCGUGGCCGCAUACCAUUUUUCAUGAAAUCUGCACAUGACAACUUUGGUCCUAUAGUCCGCGUAUCGCCGAAUGAACUCUGCUUUGACGAGGAAAUGGCAUGGAAAGACAUAUACAGCAGCCGACCAGCUGAUAUUAGACAAGAUCCCAUACACGUUGGAUCUAUAGCAGCGGUCCCGGGCGUCUCUUCCAUAACCAUGGCGAAUGACAUGGACCACACCCGCCAACGUCGAGCCUUGUCCCAAGCUUUCUCCACUAAAGCUUUGCCAGAACAAGAGUAUCCUGUUAUGAAGUAUAUCAACAUCGUCUCGGAUAAAAUGAGAGAAUGUGCAGCCAAGGAUGGAAUUGACUUUAGAUACUGGGUUCCCCUCAUAAGUGAAUCAAUCAAGGCCGGAGCAAUUGAGCAAGCCACACGGAGAGUUGCAACGGCCGGCAGUCCGCCGCAGACAUUCCUACAGUCUUGCAUCCCAGGUCGAAUUAGCGAAACAAGACAAAAGCAUCUGGACACCAGCCGAGAGAAGAUCUUGAACGCAACGAACAACCCUAAUAAGGACUUCUUGUACUAUGUGAUGAAACAACAGGAUAAGGGCGAACUAAAUCUCAACGAGGUGAUAGUGAAUGAUGCGCUGUUCAUCAUUGCUGGGACCGAAACUACCGCCGGCUUCCUCACAGGCCUCUUCAACCUCAUAACCCGUCCGGAGAAUCAGCACAUUCUAAGCAGACUAAAGGAAGAGAUACGAUCAAAUUUCAAGUCCGAUGGCGACCUCAACUUCGAAGACCUCGUCAAGCUACCAUACAUGACUGCGGUGAUCGACGAAGGCCUCAGAAUGUUCCCGUCCGCUCCAAUCGGAUUUGUAAGAACGGUACCAGCGGGAGGUGAUACAGUGUGCGGACAUUUUAUUCCUGAAGGAUUUGAUAGAGAGAAUCCCACGGAUAAGUUGGGAGCAAGGAACGCGUUCUCUCUUGGACCCAGAGGGUGUAUCGGGCGAAACCUAUCGUACAUGGAGAUGAGGCUAAUAAUGGGUAAACUUCUUUGGCAUAACGACGUGGAAAUGCACGGUGAUAACGAGAUCUGGAACCCAGCGGGUGAUUACAAGAACAUGGUGGUCUACAAAAACUGGAUCAAGCCAUCGCUGAACUUGAGGUUGACGCCGAGGAAGUUCUAG
Molecule: messenger RNA, 1350 nt
Organism: Mytilinidion resinicola
Lineage: Eukaryota; Fungi; Ascomycota; Dothideomycetes; Mytilinidiales; Mytilinidiaceae
Product: cytochrome P450
Exons: 10
Coding region: 1-1350 (449 amino acids)
Molecular function (GO): heme binding; monooxygenase activity; iron ion binding
Source: RefSeq, a predicted model, not a curated record